Messenger RNA from Oryzias melastigma (Indian medaka), 2450 nucleotides. RefSeq names its product DnaJ (Hsp40) homolog, subfamily C, member 22 (gene dnajc22). Lineage: Eukaryota; Metazoa; Chordata; Actinopteri; Beloniformes; Adrianichthyidae. Bases 120 to 1139 code for a protein of 339 amino acids. The record is from RefSeq and is a predicted model, not a curated record. Gene Ontology annotation, cellular component: early endosome; plasma membrane. Gene Ontology annotation, biological process: endocytosis. The transcript is spliced from 4 exons.
CAAAGUCCGACUGUUGCAACAGCAUGAGCUAACUUCCACUACGGAACGCACUUGAAAGGAUUUCUCUGGAUUUAAAAAGAAGAAAAUGCGAUGACUGCUUAUCUCUACAGAGUCAGAAAAUGGUAAAAAGCGUUCUGGUGGCCUACGCCCUGUGGGUAGUAGGUGGACCUUUAGGCCUUCAUCAUCUCUAUUUAGGAAGGGACAGUCACGCUCUGCUGUGGAUGCUCACAUUGGGCGGAUUUGGGUUUGGAUGGGUCAGAGAGGUCAUACGUAUUCCCGCAUACGUCAGGGCAGCCAAUAAGGAUCCAGAAAAAGAGAGAAGAAAGGAAAACAACAGGGCGCUCCCGCCUCCCGGCCCCAUCCGUUUUGCAGGACAAGUGUGUGUGGGGAUCUACUUUGGUGCGGUGGCUCUGAUAGGACUUAACUCCCUCAGUUUCUUCUACUUGAUCGUCCUGCCGUUGAGUGUGGGUGCAGGGGUUCACCUCGUGUCCAGUGUUGGGGAACAGACCUCAGACCUGAAAAAAACCUUGACGGCUUGCCUCGUGACGUCCCCGGUGUUCUAUGGCAGCACGCUGUCCCCACUUCCUAUAAGCCUGGCUGCCAGUAUCGCCGCUUCACAGCAUCGCAGGUUCAAACCUCCAAAGACACCCAGCAGCACACAGAAAUUAGGUCCAAGACUUUAUAAGCUCGCCCUGGCCUGGCUUGCCUUCUCUGCCCCAAUAGGUUACUGUGUUUUUUACAACACCACAGCCACUCUGUACUACAUUUCCGACUCUAUUGCAGCACUCCUGGAUAUUUUCUGGUUUCUGCCUUGGCUCAGGGGUGUGCUGGAGUACAUUCUUUUAAUUCCCUAUCGGAUCUUGUGCGCACUCACCGGAGGGGGGUACCAGGAGGAGGCCUGGAGAAAGAUUCUGGAAAUACUGCUGAAAGAGUACACGGAGAAAGAGAAACAGGCACUGCAGGUUUUUUCAUUAAAGUCAGAUGCUUCGCUUGAAGAAAUAACUCGAAGCUAUAGGGAGAUGGCCAAAACAUGGCAUCCAGACCACAACCCCAGUAAAGAGGCAGAGGAAAUGUUCCUGAAAGUCCAGGAGGCUUAUGAGGUCCUGCUGCACUGGCACCGGCCCCAACGAUCCAAAUAAUGUGCCUGGAUUCCUAACUGUUUUGAAGGUUUUGAUUUCAUUUCCUUAAAAAAAAUGCCUCCAUCCGGGUCCACAGCCUCAUCAACAGUCAUCAUUGACCUCCCUCUCAAAUAUCUCCAUACACUUAAACAUUCUCCAACCAUAUUACCCCAAUCCUCCAGCAGCUGAACUGGCUCCCGGCUCACUUCAGAAUCAAAAAUGUAAUCUAUAUGCAUCCAAAACCACCCACAACCCUACGCACCUCUCCAAUUUGGUCCACAUUGUGAUUCCAUCCUGUUCCCUAAGAUCAGCAUCUUCUCUGCACCUGACUGUUCUCUCUACCGUCUCAGCACCAGGAGGUGUAAAACCUUCAGCUGGAAUGUUAUGAACACAGACUGCCUCUCUACCUUUUAAACUCAAACCUAUCUGUUCAAACCAUCAUAUUAAUAGUAGUCUCCACCACUUCCUUUCUUACUGUUUAUUGCUUUUAAUUGUGUUUUUAACUUGACUUUUAUGCAGCGUCCUUGAAGGGCCUAAAAUAAGCUUUUUCAAUAAAACAUAUAAGUAUUAUUAAAAAGAGGGCUGUGCAGUGGUGUAGUGGAGAGUUUGCAUGUCUUCAUGUGUGGGUUUUCUCUGGCUUCCUCACUCUGUCCAAAAACAUGCUUCAUAGAUCGAUUGCUUAAACUAAAUUGUGACUGUAAGUGUGUGGCUCUGCAACAGGCAGGUUUACCUGUCCAGGGUGUACUCUACCUUUGCCCCCCAGUGGCCAGGUUAGGCUCUGGUUAAAGACCAUCUCCAAUGAAAAUGGCACUUUUGGUGUUUUUAAACAUUUUAGCACUUUUUGUUAUGGUGGAGAAUAUAUAAAGUAAUUAAGCCAAAAAUUGCCUUUCUGAGUAUUUUUUUUUAUUGAAAUCAUAGUGAACGAGGAGCUGAUUUUAAAAAAUGCUAUUUGAAAAAGCUCUCAGGUGUGAUGAAAUAAACAACUUAAUUUUUGUCGUCUGAGCUGGCAUCUGACUCCAAACUGUAUGACUGGAUAGCACCAAUGUUUAUUGACAUUUUUUUUUUUGCUCCUCUUAUGUUAGCGUGGGGUUAUGAGCAGUUGUAAGCUAACAAGAGUGUAAAUAAAGGGAUGAUGGGAUAUUAGUUAAGGCUUACUUCAUUGCCAAUGUUGCCAUCCACAACUCAGAGGCAAGUUUCUGAAACUUUGUUUUAAAAAAUAUUUUGCUUAAAUACAGCAUCAUUAAAAGAUCAAUGAGAAAGAUUUUACAAUGGAUCUUACAAUAGAUGAUUGGAGUGGAAAUUAAUUUAUUAAAAAUGAAUCAUGUACACAGA